CACCUAAGAAAAAAAAAAAAGGAUACUUAUUACCUCCAACGAACCUACCUAACACAGCAUAGAUUGGAAUUUCCGUUCAAAUGGCAACCUUAUAUCUAGGCCUCGAGGAGAACCUACUUUCGAGCUCUCCAAACCUCCGCUCCUACUCCAUUUCCUCCACGUCUUCUGGGGCUUCCUGUUCCACCACACAGAGUCACCCUUCCUGCUACAGAACGUUAGCCCCUAAAGCAGACAAUACAUCACCAAUGAGCUUUCCAUCAAGGCCCUUCGAGGAUGGCUUCCUCGGCCUACGCGAGCGUAAGACCCACAACGGCCAGUCCAUCGCGCCCAACCUCCUCUCGAUAAAAGUGGAGGGGGCCCAUCAGACCUCGAACCCACCUCUGGACCCGGCCUUCCACCCCUCUCAACAGAUGGAAGACAUGCUGCAGCAACAGCAGCAGAACUUCAGCACCCCGAACUACGACCAGUCCUACCCGCGGAUCACGAACUACCCGGAAUACGGCCCGCAACGGUACUCGUCGAACAGCCUGUCACCGAGCUCCAGCAACGGCGACUGCCUCUACACCACCCACAACCGUAUGUUCGACUGCUCCCAGUCCUUCGCGCCGUGGGGACACGAGUCGAACUCCAGGGAGGCGUGCGCCGCAAUGACGGCCCUGGAACUCCUGAUGCCCAAGGUGGGCAUAGGCUCUGAGGGGGAGGAGGAUGUGGACAUGUCGGACAGAGACUCAGCUGGAUCUAGUCCUGGGCCCACCGUCGCCAGGAGGAAGCGUCGCGCUCCCCACCCACUCGUCAUCAGCUCGAGGGACAAGCCGCACGUUUGCUCUGUGGGGGACUGCGAAAGUCGGUUCAAGAGGCCUGAGCAUCUGAGGAGGCAUGAGAAGACGCAUACCGGCGAGAGGCCCUUCUCCUGCACCAUCUGUGGCAGGAGGUUCGGCAGGAACGAUAAUCUUCAGACUCACAAGAAGACGCAUAUGAAGAUGACUGGGCGUAAUGAGUACAUCCCUGGGCUGGCCUAAAGGUUUCUUUCUAUAUCUCUCAACUCUUUUAUCUUAUUCUCUAGCUGGCUACCUGCCAUUACUCUCUUGACUAGCUUCUUUCCUUCUCUCCGCUCCUCUAUCUUCUCCAACCUCCACUUCAUCGGGGUCUUUUUUAACUACUACGGGUUAUUCAAUAGGUUUCUUCUUCUUCUAAAUCUUGGGUUUCUAUUCUUCUACUGGUUUUUUUCAUGGGUCAUCAUCUCUUUUGUCACUACCUCAUAUCUAUCGUAUCACACAUAUAGUAACUACCC
This is a messenger RNA of Tuber melanosporum (Perigord truffle), 1291 nucleotides long. RefSeq lists its product as uncharacterized. Bases 81 to 1019 code for a protein of 312 amino acids. Gene Ontology annotation, biological process: regulation of transcription by RNA polymerase II. The transcript has a single exon. NCBI's taxonomy places the organism in Eukaryota, Fungi, Ascomycota, Pezizomycetes, Pezizales, Tuberaceae. The record is from RefSeq and is a predicted model, not a curated record. Gene Ontology annotation, molecular function: DNA-binding transcription factor activity, RNA polymerase II-specific; RNA polymerase II cis-regulatory region sequence-specific DNA binding.